GAGUAAGAAUGGCCAAUUCAUCGGCGAGUAUAACCGUGUCAAGUAUUUUGAAGAACAAGAGUUCUUUCGAGGAUGAGCCACGGAAGAAGAGCAGGGAGUAUUGGCGAAAGGCGAAAGAACUGGAAGAGGCGAGGAAGGCUGGUACGGCUCCAGCUGCCGUCGACGAGGAGGGCAAAGAUAUCAACCCGCAUAUUCCGCAGUAUAUCAGUGCUACGCCGUGGUACUUCGGUGCUCAAGGUCCUACCUUGAAACAUCAGAGGCCACAACCUGAGAAGCAGAGGAAAUACAGCUCUAUAGAUGCAUGGUACAACCGCGGCGUUGAUACUUCCAACGUAGUGGUCAAAUAUCGCAAGGAUGCUUGUGAGAACUGUGGUGCGAUGACUCACAAAAGGAAGUACUGCAUGGAGAGGCUGCACAAGGUUCGGGCAAAAUAUACAAACUCGAAGAUAGCAGUAGACGAGUUCACGCAGCCCGAAUUGUCGAUAGAUUAUGAUGGCAAGAGAGAUAGGUGGGCUGGUUACGAUCCCUCCGAGCACAGAGCAAUAGUAGAGGAGUACCAGAAGAUAGAGGAGGCCAAGAGACAAAUGCGAGCUCAGAAGCUCAAUGCGGAGGAGGAAAACGACGAACAAGAUUCCGACAAGGAUAAAGACAAGUAUGUUGACGAGGUGGACAUGCCUGGUACAAAGGUGGACUCUAAGCAGCGUAUUACAGUGAGGAACUUGCGAAUUCGAGAAGACACCGCCAGGUAUCUGCGCAAUCUAGACCCGAAUUCGACGUAUUACGAUCCAAAAACCAGAUCUGUGCGAGAUAAUCCCUAUGUUGGCACGGAUCGCGAAGUGGACUAUAAAGGCGAGAACUUCGUACGCUUCUCUAGCGAUACUCAGCAGCAUGCUAACGCACAAUUGUUUGCCUGGGAAGCGCACGAAAAGGGAGUCGACGUACAUUUGCUGGCUGAACCUACGAAACUAGAGUUGUUGAAACAAGAGUACGACAAGAAACGCGACGAGCUGAAGAAUAAGGCACGUGACAGCAUAAUCGAUCGUUACGGAGGCGAGGAGCAUCUUGAGGCGCUCCCGAAAUCUUUAUUAUUGGCGCAGACUGAACAGUACGUCGAAUAUUCGAGAUAUGGUAAGAUAAUCAAAGGACAAGAUCGCCAGGUAAUAAGGUCCAAGUACGAAAAAGACGUUUUCCCGAACAACCAUACGUCGGUCUGGAGUUCUCAUUGGCAGGACGGAAAAUGGGGCUACAAAUGUUGUUUUUCCUUUAUCAAAAAUUCAUAUUGCACUGGAGAGUCUGGGAAGAAAGUGGUGGAGGCGAUAAAUAAUAAUAACAUGCAAAAUAAAAUUAUAUACAAGCCUGAAGCAGAAGAGGUAGAUGACACACCAGAUAUGUUAAACAUCGACAAAAACUCGUCAAACAGCGAAUCUUCGUCUGAAGAUGAACGUACAAAGAAUAAAUCGGAAAAGCAAAGUAAGGCAGCUAAACGAAGAUUGAAGAAACAAAAGCGUAUAAUACGCAUUCGCUAAUCGGCCGUACGCAACGAGUUGAAUCAACUUCAACUUUCUGCGUUGCGUGAAACGGUAAAAAAGUAUGAAAAUCAGUUUCAAACAUACGGAGACCUAACUUCACGCAACCUACCAUUUUCGAAAAA
Molecule: messenger RNA, 1651 nt
Organism: Ooceraea biroi (clonal raider ant)
Lineage: Eukaryota; Metazoa; Arthropoda; Insecta; Hymenoptera; Formicidae
Product: pre-mRNA-splicing factor Slu7-like
Biological process (GO): mRNA splicing, via spliceosome
Cellular component (GO): spliceosomal complex
Molecular function (GO): pre-mRNA 3'-splice site binding
Source: RefSeq, a predicted model, not a curated record